AUGUGUAAAAAAGUAGAAACAAAACGUGCAUUAAUUAAUUAUUCUUUUUGUAUAGCAAGCACCUUAACGAAACCUUUCUAUUAUAAACAGAGGCAUAAAAAAGCAUUUGGAAUGAAAGAUAAUAAUGCAUUGGCUUUGACAACCACAUUAAACGACUUUCCCAUUUCUUCAUUAUCGCCAUCAGCAACACAAAUACUCACCGAUGGAGGCUGUCAAGCGCCAUUAUUACAAGUUUCCAAUAAAACGGACGCCCAUAUCUGUCUUGAUGAAUGCUGUCUAGCUUGCCCAUAUUUAAACAAUUUUUAUAAAGAGAAUCUAAUCGACUACACCUACAAAACUUUUUCUGGUUUUGGGAUAAUUUCAUUUUUUUUGAUGAUUUUAUUAUCUAUUGGUUUUUUGGUUUUGCCAAGUCAACGUCAAAAUCCUAUAACAAAACAAAUAUUAUUACCUUUUACUCUAAGUAUUGCUUAUUUCGAGGCUUCGCAGUUUUUCAUUAUUAAUCAGAAACAAACUCUAUGUUUGUCUGAUAGUCUCACAACUACUGUUCAUAAUAGUAGUUCGUGUAAGUUUCAAGCUAUUUUUUCACUCGGAGGCGCAUAUGCUAUGGGAUAUUGGUCGGCAAUUUUAAUGACACAUUUACAUAUGUUAUCGAUAUGGCGUUCUGAAUUUAUCAUGAGAAAUAUUUAUUAUUUUCAUGGGUUGGCUUGGUCUGCAACAUUAUUAUCAAUUAUAGUACCAUUUUUAACAAAUAAUGUUACAUUAAGAGCAAAUUGGAGAAGGUCUGAUCAAACACAAUAUACUUCUAGAACUUCGAUUUCUGAAGCACAAAGAGCUAUCAUACACGUCAAAUACGUUAUAAAUGUACAGUGGCGUGCUUUAAUGGGUGCUUUUAUGAUGUUAAUUGUUUAUGUGUUUGCUUGGGUAUUUUUCUCAUCUGGAACUCUGAGCCUUCGCGAUGAAAAUGAUAAUACUGUAAAAGAUUGGGUGAUUCAAUGGAUGAAUUGUACACAAAACCCAUCUUAUUAUGAUUAUGAAUGUAAUUCGAUUUCAAAACCUCACGUGCAACCUUACGCGUUGAUUAUGUUUGCACUGUUUUUCAAUGGUUGUAUAGGAAUAUUGAUGUUUAUAGUUUUUGCAGCAAAGAAAUCCAUAAUAUUAGAAGCUUGGAAAAUAAUAAAAGGCUAUAAAUCAAUAGCAUGUUCUCAUUCUGGUGAGGAAAUUGGCUCGAUUGGAACUUCAAGUAUUAACUUUAGACGUAGCGUUGUAUCAGAAAACGUAUCUUCGUUCGAAGACGAUAAAAAAUCAGUCAAGAUAACUCUCAAAGAAUGGUUUAAUAAUUUAUAUAAUAAAUAUUUAAAAUGCAAUGACUUGGCUUCUAAAAAUAAAUUUAAAGAGUUAGGGAAUUCGAUUUCAAAUAACAACAACAACAAUAAUCAUGUUGGCGGUCACACUACUAUUGUAAUUGGUAAAAUUAGAGAUUUCAGCCACAUGAUGGGAAGGAAAGAUAGUAUUAGUAGUGGUGUUGGUAGUGGUCAAGCAUUGGGCUAUAAUAGUUAUAAUGACAACGAAGAAAGUACUUCUCGAAACAUUCAUAAUAAUAAUGUUAACAACAGUAUUAAAAAACCUCAUUCUCGUGAUAGUUCUUCACGAUUGAGUAUUAAAAGAAACAAACAUGACAAAUCUUCAUCUGAUUCAUUAUCAUUACACAUGUCAACUCCAGAAAUGGCAAGGGCAUCUUUUGGUUUAGGUAACAACUCUUUGUCGUCAGUUUCCUCCAUAUCAACAUCAAAUAGAAGAUCUGAUGGUAGUGACGAUGGCGACACAAAUAAUUUACCAUCAUCUUCUUCAUCAAAACAAGUUUCCAACACCAUCACUAUACCUGAUAAUGACGAUGAUACAAAAGAUCUUCAAAUUCAAGACGCUGAAAGCACAAUGUUAGAAUUUCAUACUUCGACCAGCACAUUCUUAGAAUUUCAUACUUCAACCAGCACAUUCUUAGAAUUUCAUACUUCAACCAGCUCAUUCAAUGAUAAUAACGAUAUGAAAGAUACGGAUAAUUCUAAUGUUAAUUUAGUUAGAACAGAAACGUUUGGAAAAAUAAUCUAUUAG
Molecule: messenger RNA, 2109 nt
Organism: Entrophospora candida
Lineage: Eukaryota; Fungi; Glomeromycota; Glomeromycetes; Entrophosporales; Entrophosporaceae
Source: the annotation of a GenBank genome assembly